This is a messenger RNA of Coffea eugenioides, 1164 nucleotides long. RefSeq names its product disease resistance protein RPM1-like. The record is from RefSeq and is a predicted model, not a curated record. Gene Ontology annotation, molecular function: ADP binding. NCBI's taxonomy places the organism in Eukaryota, Viridiplantae, Streptophyta, Magnoliopsida, Gentianales, Rubiaceae. The transcript has a single exon. Bases 1 to 1164 code for a protein of 387 amino acids.
AUGGCAGAAACAGUUCUCUCUUUUGUGCUGGAUCAACUCUCAACUUUUCUGCACGAGGAGGGACGACUGUUGGGUGGGCUUCGGCAAGAGGUCCAAUUCAUCAGGGAUGAGUUGGGGCACAUGAGAGCUUUCCUGAGAGAGGCAGAAGCAAAAGAAGAAGAUGCUCAACCCAGACUCCAAGAAUGGAUCAAGCAAGUACGAGAAGCAGCUUAUGACACUGAAGACAUUCUUGAUGAAUUUGUAGCUCGCUUUACUCGGCAUCGCGCAACAGGAUUCUACGGCUCUGUUCGGAGAAUUUUCAGCUCCAUCAAGAAUUUGAGAGCUCGUCAUCGAGUUGCUAGCGAAAUAAAAAGCAUCAAGUUCAGAAUCAAUAGUAUUUCUGAAGGUCAUCAAAGAUACCAAUCCGAAUAUGGUAUCUCUGCCCAGGCGUCCAACUCCCUUUCUGCUGUGAACAACACAACCUGGCGCCAUAGCAGAGAUGAUGCGCUGCUUGUGGAAGAAGCUAAAUUGGUUGGCAUUGACCAGCCCAAGAAACGUCUUAUUUCUCAGCUCCUCCAAGGGGAUGAUUACCAACUGAAAGUUGUUUCAGUGGUUGGUAUGGGAGGACUUGGCAAAACUACCCUGGUGAAAAGAGUCCAUGAGGAUCCAGAAGUCAGAAGGCAUUUCCCAGUUCGUGCUUGGGUAACUGUCUCUCAAACAUGUGACUUUCAGUACCUCCUGAAAGACUUGAUUCGGCAAUUGCACAAGAAAGGGAAUAAACAAGUCCCACAAUUGAUCGAGUCUUUGAAUAUCACCGAGCUGAAAGAAUUUGUCAAAGAUUUUCUUCAACAAGCUGGAAGGUAUGCAAUUGUUUUUGAUGAUGUAUGGGACGUGGAAUUUUGGAAUACCAUCCAAUUUGCACUGCCUGAGAGUAGCCGUGGCAACCGUGUCAUGCUAACAACUCGAAAAGCUGAUGUAGCCUCUGCCUCUUGUACAGAAUCUCUAGGCUUUAUCCACAGAAUGGAGCCACUGUCCUCUGAAGAUUCGUGGACCCUGUUUUGUAACAAGAUCUUUAAGGGAAAUAGUUGCCCUGGCCAUUUGAUGGAUGUUGCAAAAGGUAUAUUGGGUAAAUGUGAGGGCUUGCCCCUUGCAAUUCUUGCAAUCACUGGGCUUUUGGCUUUGUAA